AUGGAAAAAGUCCAAAAUGCAACUCAUGGAUCUUGCUGUUUUGAACACUGCAGGCCUCCGGGACAAAGCAAACCGACCUCCGCCACACUCGGGCAUCUCCUGAGAUGUGGAGCUGUGGCUCUUAUUGCCGGCGCGGUGUUAAUGUUGUGUGCGUCCAUGGCCGCUGUCUACCUGUGGAAAGCCAGCGAUAAAAACGUUUAUAAUGUUCGUUACAGUAUGAACAUCAAUGGGGAGGUGAGGGAGGGCUCCGUGGAAAUCGAUUCUGACAACAAUCUGGAGAGGUUUAAAACUGGGAGCGGAGCUGAGGAAGCUGUGGAGAUUCAUGACUUUCAAAUUGGAAUAACGGGAAUCCGCUUCUUUGGAGGAGACAAGUGCUAUAUAAAAUCCCAAAUCAAAGCCAACCUUCCACACAUGGGAGCUCACAACAAAGAGACACUGAUGUUUGACCUGACAGAUGAAUUAAUGCCAGCGAGGUUUGAUGAGGAGUUCCUCAUAUGGGUUGCAGCAGAGCAGCCGCUGAAGGACACCAGGAUUCUGAGCAGUAAAAUUCUGGAUCUUUGCGGGAAACUUCCCAUUCACUGGCUCCAACCGAUGCAUCCUAAAGAUGGGGAGAGGAAAAAGAGAGAAGCCGAGCAGCAGUCGAACAUGGAGGAGGUUGAGGCGGCUGCCGAGGAGAGGGACCCGGUGAGUCGCGACACCUCCAGAGCUGUGGAGGGAGAAGCAGCGGUGGAGGAGGAGGAGGGGGCGCAGUCAGCUGCAGGGUCAGCGUACAAUCCCGAAAACCCCUAUCAUCACAGCGGUGGGGCCGGAGAGGAAGUCGCCGCGACCUUUGACACCAUGUUAGACCACCGGGGAAUCUGCUGCUCAGAAUGCCAGCGCGGCUACACUCACUGUCAGAGGGUGUGCGAGCCUCUGCGCGGCUACUGGCCGUGGCCUUACAACUACAGAGGCUGCCAGGUAGCUUGUCGAGUCAUUAUGCCUUGUCGCUGGUGGGUUGCACGCAUUUUUGGGGUUGUGUAA
Messenger RNA from Stegastes partitus (bicolor damselfish), 1020 nucleotides. RefSeq names its product leukocyte cell-derived chemotaxin 1-like. The transcript is spliced from 7 exons. The coding region runs from base 1 to 1020 and encodes 339 amino acids. Gene Ontology annotation, biological process: negative regulation of endothelial cell proliferation; negative regulation of angiogenesis. The record is from RefSeq and is a predicted model, not a curated record. NCBI's taxonomy places the organism in Eukaryota, Metazoa, Chordata, Actinopteri, Pomacentridae.